This is a messenger RNA of Mizuhopecten yessoensis (Yesso scallop), 3999 nucleotides long. RefSeq names its product PHD finger protein 20-like protein 1. The coding region runs from base 21 to 3656 and encodes 1211 amino acids. Gene Ontology annotation, biological process: regulation of transcription by RNA polymerase II. Gene Ontology annotation, cellular component: NSL complex. The transcript has 20 exons. The record is from RefSeq and is a predicted model, not a curated record. Lineage: Eukaryota; Metazoa; Mollusca; Bivalvia; Pectinida; Pectinidae.
GGAUUUUACAUCUUACCAAGAUGGCGUCGGAAGUAAAGGAUGCAGAAGUGGAUGAAAGUAUAGCUAUGCAUACAUCGGAACAUGAACUGCCAGAUUCAGAAAUGAUGGACAUUGAUCAACAACAAAAAGGAAGUUCGCAAAAUGUUGGCAUGAAAACUGACCCUGACCUUGAUACACAAAUGGACUCUCCCGACCAAGACGAUGUGCCACCCUCGUCUCCAUGUGGAAUCGGUGAAGAGGGUUUGCUGGACAGUUCGGCAAGCAGUCGAGCCAGUUCAGAUCGUGGGACUCCAAGUAAACAUGGAAUGAGGACUCCAAGUGGAGGAGGGAUAGGGGGUGGGAGUGGAAUGGCCGACAACAUUAGCACCUGUUCCACCAGCUCGUCCUCCUCCCAGUCCCAUGGACAGAUACGGGGACGAUGUCCCAACAGGCCAGGUAUCAUCUGGAGGAAGGGCGAGAAAGUCGAGGCUAUGGACUUCAUGAAAAAAUGGUACUCGGCUAAGAUAGUUGACAUUGAUGAUGAAGAGGCGACAGUUCUGAUCCACUUUGAGGGAUGGAACCAGCGUUACGACGAGUGGGUGGAGAUGAGCAGUGAAAAACUUCGUCCGAAAAUGAGGCAUUCCGGGCGGAAGGAGAAAAAGAAACGGCUAAGUGGAGAGUAUAAGUUGGGAGAAAGUGUAUAUGCACGGUGGACCGAUUGUAAAAUGUACCCAGGAAAGAUUACAACAGUACAAACUGAUGGUUCCUAUGAGAUUGUGUUCUAUGACGGAUUUAAAAAGAGUGUACAACCAAUUAACAUCCGCCCACGCACUGUGGAUCCCAAACAGAAAUCAGAGAUUAUCAAUGUGCCGAAAGAGCUGCGACGGAAAUCCAAUGAAGAAGAAGGUGUCCUGCCUGAUUCUCCUAUGCUGAGUGUGGAGACAGAGACAGAAGAGGGCAAUGUUGGACGACGGAGGUCAUGCCACCUCAGGUCAAAGGUCAAUCCAGAACCUGAAGUUACAGAGCCAAAGUCUCCAAAGUCUCUCAAGAAAGAGGUCGCAAAGUUAAAGCAGAGAAAACGACCUUCAGCAGAGGGUGUAACUAAAAGAAGGGAGACAACAGAGGGUCAUUCUGGACAACGAAACAAAGAUACUGGCAUUGUGCGCAAACGCAGUGCUAGUGCCACUACAUUGAAGAAGAAACUGAUCGUGGCCGGGUCAUUUUUUGCCCGACGUGAACGUUCCGACUCCGACACUGUAAGUGUGAAGUCUUCAAUAGCUACUGGUGGAGCAGGCUCAUCGCAUACAGGAGAGACUACUGAUAGCACACAAAUCAAGGUGGAAGUGAAACCUCCGAUCCCUCCCGUGAUAAAACCAGCCCCAUCCAGUGUGGGAGUGACAAGUCUGGAAUCUGUGUCGAUACCAUCCUCUCCAGCCAGCACCGUACCUGUGACUCCCAGUCAGCCCGCCACUCUGAAGCAGCCCCUUGCUCAGAAACCGGACCCUACGUCUGGGGUCAGUGGUGAGGUUAACGUUGCCCCUGUGCUGAUUGCCAAACGCGAGAAAAAGUCCAAAAAGCGCACAGCAUCACCUUCCAUGUCUGAAACCAGUAGCACCAGCGAGUCACAGUCUGAGGUCGUUGAGGGAAUGCCUGCCAGGAAACGUAGUCGCUCCAAGGAAAAUGAGAAAGCAAUGGCUGUGAGCCAACUGUCACCGAGUGUAUCACCUGUGUCACAGGUCCCUACUCAAGGGACAACCCAGCCAGUCACCGGGAUGCCCAAGAAAGCGUUCAUCAUAGAACAAGACCACAACCAUUUUAAGUGUGUGUUUGAAGGCUGUAACAAGGCGUUCCGUAAGGAGAACCUUUUGGAUAGUCACAUCAAAUAUUAUCAUUGUGACGACACCAAGAAACACACCAUGCCACAACCUAUGCGAAAACGUCGCAAGACAACCAGUAUAUGUUCCACAGACUCUGAUGUGUCGUGUUCCUCCAAACAGACAACGCCCCUGGUGGUUAAGACACACCAGGCACCUGUUGACAUUGGAACUGUGACUCUGCCUCCAACAUUGGAGGUCCAAGAAUGUGUGACUGUGGACAUUGUGGAAGAAGAUGUUGAUUUGAAAGUGGCUGAUAUCAAACACCAGAUGACCUGUAGUCAGGAUACCAUGGCAACCGAGGAGUCCAUAGAGACGGAGGACGAACUCAGCAAGGAUGAGGUGGUCAACUGUAUAUGUCUGUUUAAUGAGGAAAAUGGACUCAUGAUUCAGUGUGACGUUUGUCUAUGCUGGCAGCAUGCUGUUUGUUUUGAUCUGACGGUGGAAACUUUACCCAAGAAAUACAUCUGUUUUGUGUGCUCGGACCCAACAGGUGUGAGAGAGAGCUGUCGAUACAUACAUGAUCAGGAUUGGAUUAAACAUGGAAAUCUCAACAAGUUUGGAUUUCUGAACUAUCAGGAGCAGGAUGAUCGACGAGCAGGGACCAUCCAGGCAACCUGUGGUUUAGUUUCUGAUGUCCACAACAUUAGCACAGUACUACACAGUCUCAAGGAGGAAAUCAAACUGUCCAGAGAUCACAGUCAUCCACAGUUCAAGAAGUGGGUCACAGACCUGGACAGUGAGGAAUUGUGUCCAGAGGAAACUGGACAAGGCAGCUUCAACCAAUCAAAUUUGGUGACAGAGAGUGAUAUGAACCAAUCAAAAACAAUAUUGCAUUCCAAAAUAGACCAAUCACAUAAAGACUUUUUGCUAUCAGAAAAGGACCAAUCACAGACAACCUUACCAACAGAAACUCAUCCCCCCCUCAUCAGCAAUACGACAGGGAAGAGUGUCGGUGUCGAUUUAAAUCUGGUAAUUAAGUCUGAGCCUGUAGACAUAUCUGACGUUUCAAGUGAAAGUGCUAGGACAUUAGAACAAAAAGAAAGUGAUAAUGCCUCCUCUGAUCUGAUCUCUGUGAAAGAAAAAGACACUGCUGAAGUAAGAGACAGGACCAGUCUGUCAGAAGAUACAGUGAGUCAGCCGACAGAGGAACAGUCCAAUGUGAACCAAUCCACUACAGGUCAGCCUGCAGUCAGUCAAUCUGAUACAAGUCAACCCACAGCAAGUCUAUCUACUGCAAGUAAAACCCCAGUUAGUCAGCCUACAUCAAAUCAAUCUACAGGGAAUCGAUCCACAGUAGAUCAGUCUACAGCAAUUCCACCCACAUCAAGUCAAUCCACAUUGAGCCAGUCAACAGUUAGUCAAUCCACUGCAAGUGAUCAGUCCACAGAAAGUCCGCCAACAGUGAAUCAAUCCACCGAUGCUGAAGUGUCUGAUAGCGUACCAAAAGCGGCCGGAGAGCUGACAAUAAAAACUGAAGUAAAGGAAGAAGUCGUGGAUGAAUGUCACAUGGAGGUUGGGGGCGAUCACACUGGCUCCAAUGUGGUGGUCAAACAGGAAGAUCCAUUCCAGAUGUGUGAGAGCAAUCUAUUACAACACAUCCUCCGGGUACAGGGACAGGUCGACUUACGGCUUGACAUGAUUGAGGAACAGGUGACAGCUCUGGAGGCUGCAGAGACAAAUAGGGGAGAUAACCCCUGUUCACAGACUGCUCUAAUUGACCUUCCCACUCUCAAGAAAUCUCUUCACAUGUUGCAGAGUGACCUUGUUAAGGUCAAACGCAUGGCUGCCUACCACAGAUAGCAGGCUUUUCACAGACAGUGACCAAUAUUGACCCUCAUGUCGAUCUUGAAACAUUGACCUUCACAGGUCUUGACCAUGUUACAGCGCCCUUAACAGGUCAUUCUGACAUGUACCUAUCCUGGACACAUCUGUACCACAUAGCAGUAACCUUGACCUUUCAAUCUGUCAUGUAAAUGUGACCUUGGCAUGAUUAUAGCAAUUAUGUAAGUUGAAACUGCAGAAUCAUAUGGCAGAGUAUUUGUGUCCUAUUGGAGUUAUUAGUGCUGAUACAGAUAGUAAGAGCAUUUUAGUGUAACUGUGGUAUUGAUAAUGAACAUUGAGAAAGAAAUAAAGGCUUUCAUAA